ACAGAAAGAAUUCUGCUGCUUGGUCUGUUUUGUGCCACAUUCUGUUCUCAUUAUUUCAGAAGAAGUAAAGUCAGAGGGGUUUCACUCCAAAACCUUUAUGAAGGAGUUUCCAGGUUUCACAUCUCCAGGGAACAGCUGAUCUUACAGUGCCUCUUAUGGGAAACAUGUCCUAGCAGGUGACUGAUUCCUUAGAUGUACACCUGAUUCCUUCUCCUCAUCAUCUGAUAAAACAUCAUUUAUCAUGAGGACAUUUCUUAAAUCCUGGAUUCCUCAGUGUUUGUGGAUUCUCAGGUCACCUUCCAGAACAUUUCAUGGAAACAACCGGCUUCUUACAUCUUCCAUAGCUUCCCAUUUUGAAUCUAUAAUCCAGGGUGAAAAGGAAGUGCCAGAAUAUUUCAACUUUGCAAGUGAUGUCUUAGAUAAGUGGACACAACUGGAAAAGGCGGGAAAAAAACCAGCAAAUCCAGCUUUUUGGUGGGUCAAUGAUAAGGGAGAGGAGGUGAAGUGGAGCUUUGAGGAAUUGGGCUCUCUGUCCAAGAAGGCAGCCAAUGUCCUUUCUGAGGCCUGUGGUUUGGGGAGAGGAGACAGAAUUGUGGCAAUUCUGCCUCGUGUUCCUGAGUGGUGGCUCCUGAACGUGGCCUGCAUGCGAACAGGAAUUGUCUUUUUUCCAGGAACAACCCAACUAACUGCCAAAGACAUCUUAUACCGACUCCAGACUUCAAAGGCCAAGUGCAUUGUUACCGAUGAUGCCGUGGCACCUACAGUGGAAUCUGUCCUGUCUGACACCCAGUUCCUGAAAACCAAACUCAUUGUAGGCCAGGGGAGCAGGGAUGGGUGGCUGAACUUCAAAGAACUCCUUGCGGCUGCAUCUGCUGAACAUAUAUGUACGAAGACGAGGAGUAACGACCCAAUGAUUGUGUAUUUUACCAGCGGAACUACAGGCUUCCCAAAAAUGGUGCUGCAUUCCUACUGCAGUUUCGGCAUUGGAUUUGUAACCACUGGCAGGCGUUGGCUGGGCUUGGGUCCUUCAGAUAUAAUGUGGAAUACCUCUGAUACUGGCUGGGUAAAAUCAGCCUACUGUAGUGUUUUUUCACCAUGGAUCUGUGGAGCCUGUGUCUUUAUACACCAUAUGCCAGUGUUUCAACCAGAAAUUAUUGGAACUACUCUCUCAAAAUAUCCCAUCACCACCUUCUGCACGGCUCCCACCGGGUACCGCAUGCUGGUCCAACAUGACAUGAGCAGGUACAAGUUCCAAAGUGUGAAGCACUGUCUAACUGCAGGUGAACCUCUCAAUCCUGAAGUGUUUUCCCAGUGGAAAGCCCAGACAGAUUUGGAUAUCUAUGAAGGAUAUGGCCAGAGUGAAACAGUGGCACUCUGUGCCAAUGUAAAAGGAAUGAAAAUUAAACCUGGCUCUUUGGGAAAACCUGUUCCCCCUUUUGAUGUGCAGAUCGUAGAUGAGCAAGGGGCUGUGGUGCCUCAGGGAGAAGAGGGCACCAUUGCUGUCCGGGUGAAGCCCAAACGGCCCUUCUGUCUGUUCUCCGAGUACUUGGAUAAUCCAGAGAAAACUGCUGCCACUCUGUGUGGAGAUUUUUAUCUCACUGGAGACAGAGGCUUUAUGGAUGAAGAGGGAUAUAUCUGGUUUGUUGGAAGAGCUGAUGAUAUCAUUAUCUCUGCUGGGUACCGCAUUGGCCCCUUUGAGGUGGAGAGUGCAUUGAUAGAGCACCCAGCAGUGGUGGAGGCGGCUGUGGUCAGCAGUCCCGACCCAGUGCGAGGGGAGGUGGUCAAAGCUUUUGUUGUUUUAGCUCCUGCUUAUGAAUCACAUGAUCAAAAAAAAUUAGCUGAUGAGCUUCAACAACAUGUCAAGAAGGUGACUGCACCAUACAAGUAUCCAAGGAAAGUGGAGUUUGUUAAGGAGUUGCCAAAGACAGUCACUGGGAAAAUCCAGAGAAAUGUUCUAAGGAGCAAAGAGUGGGGAAAAGCAUAA
Molecule: messenger RNA, 1984 nt
Organism: Melospiza georgiana
Lineage: Eukaryota; Metazoa; Chordata; Aves; Passeriformes; Passerellidae
Product: acyl-coenzyme A synthetase ACSM3, mitochondrial-like
Exons: 14
Coding region: 242-1984 (580 amino acids)
Biological process (GO): acyl-CoA metabolic process; fatty acid biosynthetic process
Cellular component (GO): mitochondrial matrix
Molecular function (GO): fatty acid ligase activity; fatty-acyl-CoA synthase activity
Source: RefSeq, a predicted model, not a curated record